This is a messenger RNA of Clupea harengus (Atlantic herring), 5281 nucleotides long. It is a transcript of the gene klc2, whose product is annotated as kinesin light chain 2. Bases 547 to 2406 code for a protein of 619 amino acids. NCBI's taxonomy places the organism in Eukaryota, Metazoa, Chordata, Actinopteri, Clupeiformes, Clupeidae. The record is from RefSeq and is a predicted model, not a curated record. The transcript has 14 exons.
GGCUGGGACUUGGAUGAUGUCAGCGCGCCGGUCAGAAAAGCCUGUGGAUUUCUGGGAGCGUUUACGCUCCAGCCAUUUUCAGCUUCCUGCUGUCAUCCUUGCUUCCACGCAGCAAGCGCAGGAAUAAAGAAAACAACCGAGACUAGCCUACUUUUACAUGGAUCCGCUAACAGCUAAAGGGCCAGAAUGGAUGAAUUAAAAACGUCCCGCACUGUGAGCUUUGUUACAGCCUAGUGAGCGCCACUGAGUUUCAGGUUCGUCAACAGGCCGAUAGGAUAGGAACUACUUGGCUGACUAAUUCCUAACGGGUUUACUCGCAUUAGCUAGCCAUGCUAGUGUUAUUCGUUACAAUGUAUCUCCACGAAUUCGCGUGAUAUACGAGUCCGUCGUUACAUUAUUUAACCAUCCUGCAACUUAGCCUACGCUCUCUUUGAAAACAGGUCUUAUCGAGCCUUUCACGACGUUCAAGAGGAUCUGAACUUAUUGCCGGUGUUCCUAACGUGGAGAUAAAGCCUGUCUGACAGAGGAGCGUCGAGCCCCCGGCUGAUGUCCACCAUGGUCUACCCUCGUGAGGAGACCCUGGAGCGCCUGAGCCAGGACGAGAUCGUGCUGAACACCAAGGCGGUGAUGCAGGGCCUGGAGACGCUGCGGGGCGAACACAACCAGCUGCUGGGCUCCGCGCUGGACUGCACACCGCUGCCCGCCGCACAGGAGAAGUCCGGCCUGCUGCGCAAGAGUCUGGAGGCCAUCGAGCUGGGCCUGGGAGAGGCGCAGGUGAUCAUUGCGCUGUCGGGGCACCUGAGCGCGGUGGAGUCGGAGAAGCAGAAGCUGCGGGCGCAGGUGCGGCGGCUGUGUCAGGAGAACCAGUGGCUCCGGGACGAGCUGGCCAACACGCAGCAGAAGCUCCAGCGCAGCGAGCAGAGCGUGGCGCAGCUGGAGGAGGAGAAGAAGCACCUGGAGUUCAUGAACCAGAUCAAGAAGCUGGACGAGGACGCGUCGCCCUGCGAGGAGAGGGCCAACGACAACAGCAAGGACAACCUGGACGACCUCUUCCCCAACGACGACGAGCAGGGACCCAACCAACCGAGCGGCGAGGUGGCGGCGCAGCAGGGCGGCUACGAGAUCCCGGCCCGCCUGCGGACGCUGCACAACCUGGUGAUCCAGUACGCCUCGCAGGGCCGCUACGAGGUGGCCGUGCCCCUGUGCAAGCAGGCGCUGGAGGACCUGGAGAAGACCUCCGGCCACGACCACCCCGACGUGGCCACCAUGCUCAACAUCCUGGCCCUGGUCUACAGGGACCAGAACAAGUACAAAGAAGCGGCCCACCUGCUGAACGACGCCCUGGCCAUCCGAGAGAAGACGCUGGGCCGAGACCACCCCGCCGUGGCUGCCACACUCAACAACCUGGCCGUGCUCUACGGCAAGAGGGGCAAGUACAAGGAGGCCGAGCCCCUCUGCAAGAGGGCCCUGGAGAUCCGAGAGAAGGUGCUGGGGAAGUACCACCCUGACGUGGCGAAGCAGCUGAACAACCUGGCGCUGCUGUGUCAGAACCAGGGCAAGUACGAUGAGGUGGAGUACUACUACCGGCGCGCCCUGGAGAUCUACGAGAGCAAGCUGGGCGCCGACGACCCCAACGUGGCCAAGACCAAGAACAACCUGGCCACGUGCUACCUGAAGCAGAGCAAGUUUAAGGAUGCUGAGUGUCUGUAUAAGGAGAUUCUGACCCGCGCCCACGAGAAGGAGUUUGGAUCUGUCAACAAUGACAACAAGCCCAUCUGGAUGCAUGCGGAGGAGAGGGAGGAGACCAAGGGUAAGAGGAAGGACUCCGGUCCCUACGGAGAAUACGGAAGCUGGUAUAAAGCCUGCAAGGUUGACAGAAGUCCUACGGUCAAUACCACUCUGAAGAGCUUGGGGGCGCUGUACCGGCGUCAGGGCAAGCUGGAGGCCGCAGAGACUCUGGAAGAGUGUGCUACCAAGAACCGCAAGCAGGGCAUUGAUGCCAUAAACCAGAGUAAGGUGGUGGAGCUGCUGAAGGACGGGGGUGUGGGGGGGGGCGAGCGACGCCAGAGCCGUGACUGCCAGAACGGCCCGGGGGGGCAGCGGGGGGACUGCGAGGGCGACGAGGCCGAGUGGAACGGGGAUGGCAGUGGCUCUCUGCGUCGUAGUGGCUCCUUUGGGAAGAUCCGUGACGCUCUGAGACGCAGCAGUGAGAUGCUGGUCAAGAAACUACAGGGCAGUGGGCCUCAGGAGCCUCGCAACGCUGGUAUGAAGAGAGCCAGCUCCCUCAACUUCCUCAACAAGAGCGCCGAGGAACAAUCACAGGAUGCCAACGCCGGCCUAUCAGAAUCCAGAGGCCUGAGCUCCAGCAACGUGGACCUGACCCGGCGAUGCUCUCUGGUUGGCUAAACCUGUAGCUUUUGGGGGGGCGGGCCCAACACAAGAGCCCAAUCAGGACAGGCUGUCUGCUCUCAAGUUCAGUGGUGAUGCGUUAAUGCUCACAACAGCUUCUCACUCAGAUUCUUUUUCUUUUUUAAAUAAGAGACAAAACAAAACAAAAAAAAAGAAUUGUUGAAAAUAUAAACACGCUUUUGUUUUGACACAGCUCUUGGGAUACGAUAGAGCUCGCUGCUCAUGCUGUAAAUUACGCUCACGUCAUACGACAUAACUUAUCAAACCUAUAUUUAGAUAGAUUUACAAAAGGAGACACUUUAGCAUGCUGCUUCAUAGACCUGAACUGAGGAGUGGAGGAAGACUACCUAGGGACAUCUAGUGGAUUUAUAGAGGUACUACAGGUUGGCAGAAUCGUGAGCGCAUGGUGCAAACACAGCCACACUCAAGUGGAGUAAUCAAGUGUAGUGACAGGGUUUCUUGGUUGCCAUGACAACGGUAGCAUGAACAGGCAGCAUGCCACAGCAAUCACUGCGCUAGCACGACGAUGCUAACAAACAUCUUCAUUUCGCAAAACAAAAAAAAGACGAAACGGGAGACGAGGCGGAGACUAUAGAGAUACCUUUUUGGAGGUUUUGGGAGAGGUGAAAGGUCAAGUAAAAGUCCUCUUAAUUGCAUUAUUGUUAUUAUAUAAACAAAGAAUUUUAAAAAGAGACAGCAGAACUUUAAUUUGGUCUCUGCACCUCCUGUUUUGCCUUCUGGUUAGUAUGUAUAUACAGCUUUAAAUGAUUGACCUGGGUUUGUUUGUGUUGUUGUUCUGUUUGAUUUUUUUGUUUUGUAAAUAGCACACAGGGACUUUGUUUACACUGUAGAGCUUAGGGGGUGUCACUGGAAUGAAUAAAUAAAUAAAUAAACAAACAAACAAACAAACAAACAGAGAGGGCGGUUGAGAGGGGGAAAACUGACAGAUGGCCGACGGAUGAGUGUUUUGGUGUGGCUCAGUUGCAGUCGCUCAGCCACGCCACUUUGUGUACACACACACACACACACACACACACACACACACACCAAAAAGUGUGUUGCUGUUUGUGCUCUCAUCCGAAAGCUGUCGGAGGUGUCCACCACACACACACUCACUCUGUUGCUCGUCAGUCAUAAAGUCUUGUUUGAUAUCUUUUGGUACGAUAUGUAUAUAAAAAUGAAGAAGAAGAGAAAAAGAAACGCCUCACACUGACUGGAAUGUUUGAUUCUGUGCUCCGCUUGUCUCGUUCUGGCCCUCGUGAAGGGAGGGAGGGAGGGAGGGAAGAAGGGUGCAAUUAGCCAACAAUUCAACAAUUUUGUAGCCGUUUGCUGUGUCAUUGUCACUUGGAUGCCAGAUUUCCUGACUGAACUGGAUGCAUUCUCCAAAACAAAAGACUGAAGUCCAAAUGCGCUCUCAGAUCACGCUGCCCCCCCCCUGGCGUUACGCUUUUGGUUUGACCAUUGUGUUCAUCUCCUGGUCGUGUCCUCCUGUCAUCUCAAUCGCUUGCCCUUUUCCCUUCCUGCACUAGCAUUGAGCAAACAGUAGGGGGAGCUCUCCACCCUCCUCCAUAGGCAGACUGCCUUUGGCUGCUGUAAUACUAGUUUACUCCUCUGCAUAUCUCACUGUUACGUAGACACUGGCUGAGAUGUGACUGACAUGAAUGAGAAGAUGCGUUGAAUGUUCGGAUACUUGGGAUACGUCUGACCUGAGAACAGUUGAUCUAUGGCAUGAUAGGGAGAGGCUCUUGGACGAGUUCUAGCUGGAGAAGGAUGUGAGGGGGACUAAGGGAGGAAGAAGCAGUCCAGCCAGACUUGCUUCAGACGGAGGGGGGGGAGCUGACGCACGUGCAGUAGAUGGCUGUGCUGAUCACACCUGCUAUUGGAUCCGCCUAGUGGUGGACUGUGGAACUGAGCCAAACCAUAUCAGAGUCGCAUCUGAAACUGAGCCGUUCAGGUGUGAGGAGUUCUCAGGGUAGGGGAGGGAGUGGUCUUAGGUGGUCUUAGAGACUUCACUGAAUUAGGACCAGCGCUGAGAGAGUUAUUGUUGAUCUCCCACACGCUGCUGCUGGUGAAAAAUAAAAUGAGAGGGAGGAGUUCUUGGAAAGAAUGGAAGAAAAAGGGAGUUGAAAAAUGAAUGUGUGGAGGAAAUGGAGACGGAGUGAAGAGAAGGCAGAUAAGAGGGCGGCCCGUGUGUGUUUACAUAGAACUACUAGUCACUUCAGUGUAUCUGUCUCACACACACACACACACACAUGCACGCAUACACAGUGUAUCUCUGUCUCACACACACACGCACGCACACACACACACACACAAAUACACAGUGUAUCUCUCUCACACACACACAAAUACACAGUGUAUCUCUGUCUCACACAAACACACACACACACACACACACACAGUAGGUCUCAGACCAUAACAACAAGGGCGUGAACGCUAGUGUGUGUGUGUGUGUGCGUUUCUUUUCAUCGUCGUCAUCACAGCUCAAAUUAUGAGUCAUGGUAUUGUUUUUUUUCGAAUGUAAUUCCCCCCGCCCGCCAAAUGUUUUCUCUGUGUGUGUGUGUGUGUGUGUGUGUGUGUGUGUGUGUGUGUGUGUGUGUGUGUGUAUAUAUCAGUUGUCCUCCCUACCCAUAUCUUUCACAUCCACACAAACACCCGCACAUAAACAUUCAGUCUGGUUAGAAUGUAGUGUGCAAAAUUCUAUUGAGGAGGGAGGGGUUUCUUGGCUGUAUGGUUAGGUUGCUGUAUUCCGUACUCCAAUGGUCGAGGUCUUUAUGUGUCAAGGGGCCAACCUCCUGUAUAUUUUAAUAAAAAUGUUCAGUAAUAAAGACAUCAUGAUAAUUAAAAACAAUGUUCCACUUUUCAAACUGAA